UGCGACAGUCCCCCGAACGACGACAACUCACCAUGGCGUACCCUCAAUCGAUACUGCGCGUGCUGUGCGGGCUUGCGCUGCUGCUCGCCUGCGCUGAGGCGCUGCACUUCGACCUCAUGGCUGUGAAGAGGCAUGAUUCUAAGAGCGAGAGGUGCAUCCGUAACUUUGUCUCAAGGGACACACUGGUUAUGGUCACGUCGACGAUUAGUGGGCAUAAGGGAGAUGGAAUGCAGGUUAACAUUCAUAUCAAGGAUGCGGUAGGGAACGAGUACGCGCGUGCGAAGGACGUUGCGGGCGAGAAGAGGAUGGCGUUUACGUCUCUGGCGGACUCGGCGUUUGAUGUCUGCUUCGAGAAUAUCUUGUACUCUAACACUGCACCCCAACCACACACCAGGAAGGUCGAGCUCGAUGUUGACAUUGGAGCGGACGCCAAGGACUGGUCCGCCAUCCAGGCCACGGAGAAGCUCAAGCCGGUCGAGACCGAGCUGCGCCGCAUCGAGGAGAUGGUCCAGGAGAUCGUGAACGAGAUGGAGUAUCUCCGUACCCGCGAGCAGAAGCUGAGGGACACGAAUGAGAGCACAAACAACCGCGUGAAGUGGUUUGGCUUUGGCACCGUCGGCAUGCUGGUGGCGUUGGGAGCGUGGCAGAUUGUCUAUCUACGGGCAUACUUCAGGUCGAAACAUCUUAUUUGAGCGACCUUUUACGAUAGUGUGUUGGCGAGUAAUGAGAUAUGGCCAUAUGAGGUACAGGGUGUGUUAAAAUACCGGGGGACCAAGAGGGCAUCCAGGGGGCGCAUUGUUAUAUAUACCAAUGGAGUCAAUUGAAACAUUCCAUUUAUCUAGUCGGCAUGAGCCGAUUGUCUCUAUGGGAGUGUUCUAGCUUACCUAUCCACCAACCUUCGCCUCGCCAGUGCAACAAGCAUGGUAUUCAUCCCGAC
Pseudogymnoascus verrucosus is the source of this 937-nucleotide messenger RNA. RefSeq names its product vesicle coat component (gene ERV25). Gene Ontology annotation, cellular component: Golgi apparatus; COPII-coated ER to Golgi transport vesicle; endoplasmic reticulum-Golgi intermediate compartment. The transcript is spliced from 4 exons. NCBI's taxonomy places the organism in Eukaryota, Fungi, Ascomycota, Leotiomycetes, Thelebolales, Thelebolaceae. The coding region runs from base 33 to 692 and encodes 219 amino acids. The record is from RefSeq and is a predicted model, not a curated record. Gene Ontology annotation, biological process: intracellular protein transport; Golgi organization; endoplasmic reticulum to Golgi vesicle-mediated transport.